This is a messenger RNA of Manis pentadactyla (Chinese pangolin), 2358 nucleotides long. RefSeq names its product FKBP prolyl isomerase 8 (gene FKBP8). Bases 667 to 1908 code for a protein of 413 amino acids. Lineage: Eukaryota; Metazoa; Chordata; Mammalia; Pholidota; Manidae. Gene Ontology annotation, molecular function: protein binding; peptidyl-prolyl cis-trans isomerase activity. The transcript has 8 exons. The record is from RefSeq and is a predicted model, not a curated record.
UUCUUGAUGACCCAGGGGAGAGGCUGUAGUAGGUAGUGGGGGUCUCGACCACUUAUGUAGAGGAGGCUACUUCCAGAGGGUGGUCGGGAGGCCUGAGUAGAGAAGGCUCCCAGGUAAGGGUUUGGGUCAGGGUCCCUGGUUUUGGGGGGUGAAAAACUAGGUUCAGGGUAUGGAAGGAAAAGGCUGGGUGGCUCCUCUUAGGAGUAGAGGAAGCUGGAGGUGGGGAGUCCUGGUAAAGAUUCAGUUUCCUUUCCCUUAGGCUUUAAAGAUAACCUCCCUGAGAACUCAGGGGCUAUCCUCCCUAAAAUAAUCCCAGUUCCCCCUCUGAGCAUUUAAUCAGAUAAAGCCCUGGGUACAAACCCUACCCCUGUGUUUGGCUUGCUCAGCGAUCUUGGGCCAAAUGGUUUUGCCCCUCUGGGCCUCAGUUUCCUUUUCUGCAAAAUGUGGGGGAUGCUCCCUAUUUCCUGAGAAAUUAGCUCUAUUAAUAGCUAUCACUCUUUGAGCCUGAUGCCCAGGGUCUGGUGGCAUGGUUGUUGCUCUGAAGCUUAGAGCAUCGGAGUCACAAAGCAAGUGAUUGCCAGUGUGGUGAAUGGAUGCAAGGUUGGGUAGGAUUCUGACUCCCAUCCAUUACCCCCAACCAGGGCCAAUUCCCGUCCCCCCAGCAGCAUGGCAUCCUGUGCUGAGCCCUCUGCUAUGGGCCCUGAGCCCACUGCCCUGCCGCCUGCUGGGGUCCCACCGCUUGAAGACUUCGAGGUGCUGGAUGGGGUGGAAGACGCAGAGGGUGAGGAGGAAGAGGAGGAGGAGGAGGAGGACCUGAGUGAGCUGCCGCCACUUGAGGACCUGGGGCAGCCCCCACUGGAGGAGGCUGAGCCGCCUGGGGCCCUGGCCCGAGAGUUCCUGGCUGCCAUGGAGCCCGAGCCGGAGCCUGCCCCAACCCCAGAUGAGUGGCUGGACAUCCUGGGAAAUGGGCUGUUGAGGAAGAAGACAUUGGUCCCGGGUCUGCCUGGCUCAAGCCUCCCGGUCCAGGGCCAGGUGGUCACUGUGCAACUGCAGACAUCGCUGGAAAACGGCACGCGGGUUCAGGAGGAAUCUGAGCUGGUAUUCACGCUGGGUGACUGUGAUGUCAUCCAGGCGCUGGAUCUCAGUGUCCCACUCAUGGAAGUGGGGGAGACGGCUAUGGUCACUGCUGACUCCAAGUACUGCUAUGGCCCCCAAGGCAGGAGCCCAUACAUCCCCCCGCACGCAGCCCUGUGCCUAGAGGUGACCCUGAAGACUGCCGUGGACGGGCCUGACCUGGAGAUGCUCACAGGGCAGGAGCGUGUGGCCCUGGCCAACAGGAAGCGGGAGUGUGGCAAUGCCCACUACCAGCGGGCAGACUUUGUGUUGGCCGCCAACUCCUACGACCUCGCCAUCAAGGCCAUCACCUCCAGCGCCAAAGUGGACAUGACAUUCGAGGAGGAGGAGCAGCUCCUGCAGCUGAAGGUAAAGUGUCUCAACAACCUGGCGGCCUCGCAGCUGAAACUGGACCACUACCGCGCAGCCCUGCGCUCCUGCAGCCUUGUGCUUGAGCACCAGCCUGACAACAUCAAGGCGCUCUUCCGCAAGGGCAAGGUGCUGGCCCAGCAAGGUGAGUACGGUGAGGCCAUCAUCAUCCUGAGGGCAGCCCUGAAGCUGGAACCUUCCAACAAGACAAUCCAGACAGAGCUCUCAAAACUGGUGAAGAAGUACGCAGCCCAGAGGAACACAGAGACCACCCUGUACCGGAAAAUGCUGGGCAACCCCAGUCGGCUGCCUGCCAAGUGUCCCGGCAAGGGUGCCUGGUCUAUCCCAUGGAAGUGGCUGUUUGGGGCAACUGCCAUUGCCCUGGGGGGCGUGGCGCUCUCUGUGGUCAUCGCUGCCAGGAACUGACCACCCAGAUGGCUGCCACCCUCUCCACACACCAUGGACCCCACCCCAUGCUCCCUAACUCCCCCAGACUCCCUGUCCACUGCCCUCUCUGGCCUAGGCCCCUUCUCUGGGGUGGGGGCAGUGAGGUUUGGGGUUCACAUGGCCCAGUGAGCAAGAGGGACUAAGGCCCUGUAAGAGGAAAGUGAGGCAGGGCCCGGGCCCCACGUCCAGCCCAGAGGGAGGUGGCCCUCAUUCCUCCAGACUCAAUUCCUACCCGGACCUGACCCCACUGGGUUAGGUCUCAACAAAGGCCAGCCUCAGUUUCUCCUUCCCAACAGGCCUGGAGGCAGCCCUUCCCCAACCCAGUCCCUGUCCAAGCACCAACCCCUCCUGCCCAGCCUGCUGCCCUCUACCCUCCACCCCUCUCACCCCCACCCUCCACAUCAAUGAAAUAAAGCCUUCCACCCCGCA